AUGCGGCUCUCCAUCUUCGGCCUGUUGGGCUGUGCUCUUGCGGAGGUCAAGCCUCUGGGAAACAAAGCAAGUACCACGCCGAGCACGAGCACACCUCCGACAAAUAAGAGGGCGGAGACAUCGACUACCUCCACCAGUGUUGAUCUUCUCCGAGGCGCGAAAGAUCUUUCUAUGAAAGUAGAGGCGUACCCAAUCGGAGCGCAAUGGUCGGGUAUUGUCACAGCUUCCACGAAGAUGACGUUCGAACCUUUCCUGGGGGAGGUCGUCAUUACCACGACGAGUGCGUUUCCUAAUGAGGGUGAAGGUGAUGUGAAGACUGGAGGAAAUCGAAUUGACUGCGAAGGUGAAAUGUGCACCGAGACCGUCUCAGUCACGUCUAAUACUACGGCUUUCAAAGUCGGUUCGGCUGUGAUGGUGGCCAGUGGGCCCACCGCUGCAGUAGAAACCAGCUUCGCUUCCACCAUCACGGCCUAUGAUAACAUUACGACUGAGAUCAUGCCGCUGACUGCUACCGCACAAUCAAAGAGAACGGUAAUAACUGCAUCCGAGACUGGGCUACACGGUCUGUCUUCCGCUGCAAGCAGGAAGAGAUCUGUGGCCUUCCCUACAUUCACUCAACCGAUAUUGGAUCCAGGUUUGCAGAAGCAGCUCGUGGCUUCCAUCACGGUGCCGAGAACCAUUACGAUUGUACAUGUGACAGUUCUAGCCACAAUCACCAAUCAAGCUAUGCAAGACCAAGGACCAAACACUUAUCCCACUACUGUGGUUGCCGACAUCUAUGAUGGUACAACACUUACUUCUACCAUUCCCACGGGUGCGACGACCACUACUUGGGUACCUGUAAGCUCAGAUACGACAUUGGCAGUCACACUCGACAAGGCCACCAUUAUCACUGUCCUUACGCCGCCUACAGCCUCGGAAAACCUUGUCGAAAGAGACAUGCCUCAAGCAACAGCACUCCCGCCUGUAUUCAGGAUAUCAGCGGUCGAACCAGCCGUUCGCUCGCUUAAGCACAAGCCUCGAGAUGACCACACAUCAUCGACAGAUUCAAGUGUGGUAGCCGCGCCGAUAAUCACUAGGCUUUCUUCGCCGACCUUGCCAGUGCCAACGAACGCAGCUGAAUCGCAAAUCGAAGAGAAUAUUCGAGAGAUGCUGGAUACAUCGCCAGGUCACUGUCACCCUUCAAACUGUCGUCGUGAUGCGACUUCGACCCCUGAGGUCGUACCCAGAACAGCAAUCAUUUCUGGCAUGUAUGGUUUCCUUUCAACAAAUUCGAGGAGCAUGGUCGAGAGAGAGACGCCAAGAGCGACAGCACUCCCUGCAUUGCCGAAUGCAAACAAGCGCCGGGAUGACGCUGCCUCUCUUGCAUCUACUUCGCGCGAAAUCAAUGAUGCGGUCUCAGCGUUGUUGAACACCGAUCCCGCAGGCUUCUCUCACCCUGGAGAUGACCGUCGCGACGCUAGCCCGAGUGUAAAUGUCGUCCCUAGAACAACUUCGACCCCCGGCCCAGAUGGCCUUCCUACAGUGGUCUACAACAGUUUAAGCAAUCUGAUUCACAUGAGCGCACGCUCUGAUAACGGCGAGGCUGCUAUCAAUAUCAUUCCUAGCAUCACCAAAUUAGUUUCUACCACUCUCACGACGAUGGUUCGCGAGCGGCAGAUGUUCAAGUCUGCAACAGUAGCUGCUCGCGAAGCCGGCGAUGCCGAGGACGACAACAGUUCGUCAAGUGCUCCAACCAAGAAGAAUCCUACUGUCACAAAGAUUUCUACAGGAUUCCAGGGCGACGAUACCAAGUCCACUACGACUCAGGACACUGGAGAUCCAGACGCUACAGCGUCCGGAGUACCCACCUCAACGCCACCCCGCCGUACAUCGGAAGAGACAGGCUCCAACGAUUCCCUGGACGCCAAGGAGACAGACAACCCGCUCACGGAAUCGACAGUCGAACCAUUGAGUGGCGCGCUUAAAGGAGUCACUAGUCCAACAGGAGAUGCUACCGACAAGGGAGUCAAAGUUGCAGUCGAAGCCGUUACAGCCGCAUGCUCGGAGGCAGGCGAAAACGGGCAGACUGUUAAGGUCGGAAGUGCUGAAGCAGCCGUGUGCGCUGUGGCGGAACUCGUGGCACAAGCGAAUGGUGAAAGUGGUACAACGAAUCCUGAUCACCUACAGCAGAAGGACCAGAAAUCGGCUUCCGAGACAGAUGGCGAGGGUGAUGACGAGGGUGGCGAGGACGAGGGUGAGAAGCCAAAGGGUCAUGAUGCUACACAAAACCCCGGCCAGGAUCCUAUCACCGACAAUCGAGCACGGUGCUGCAAUCAUUUCUUGACCACUCGGCAUGAUCUUGGACUAAGAUUCGAUUAA
Messenger RNA from Recurvomyces mirabilis, 2361 nucleotides. RefSeq lists its product as uncharacterized. NCBI's taxonomy places the organism in Eukaryota, Fungi, Ascomycota, Dothideomycetes, Mycosphaerellales, Teratosphaeriaceae. The transcript has a single exon. Bases 1 to 2361 code for a protein of 786 amino acids. The record is from RefSeq and is a predicted model, not a curated record.